AUGCUUGAAAAAUUUCGUGGAACACUUUAUGGAGUUUUAGUGGGCGAUUGCUUCGGUGCAUUGUUUCAAGAGAGCUCAAUUUUAUCGAAAGGUUCGCGUCUGGUGCUGCGUAAAUUUCUUGAUAACUUGGAAAAUGGGACUGGUAGUGUGGGUCUUCGCAAAUCGUACACAGACGACACGGCGCUCACUUUGGCCGUCGCACGAACAAUAAAUGCUUGUAAACAAAUCGAUCAAAAAAUCUUGGCCAUUAAUUUCGUAAAUGAAUUUUAUAAGAAUGUCUACCGAGGAUUUGACGCUUCUUUGAUUGAUAUAUUCGCAAAACUCAAGCACACCAAUUUCGAAGAUGUUUUAUUUCCGGCAAAAGAGACCUUGAACAUUGACUCGGGUGGCAACAGCUGUGCCAUGUACGUUGCACCAAUUGCGUUAAUCUGCACUAGAGACGAAACUCGAAAUUUAAAUGAUCAAGUACAAAAAGCAACGACUUUGACUCACCUUCAUGAAAUGGCUGUGAAUGGAGCGAUUCUUCAAGCGAACGCUAUAAAUAUCCUCGUUAAGGACGGCAAAAAGUUUAAUAUUGAUCAUUUUUUGGAUGAAAUCCUUGAUUCAAUGGAGACAAACUCUACAUCGGGCGAUGGACCUUCGUUCAGAGAACAAUUGCAUGGGGUCAAGAAGCUGCUGAAUGUUACAAAUCCAUCAGAAGAAAGAGUGGUGAAUGUUCUUGGUCAUAGCUCGCAAGCGUUAUACUCUGUACCGACGGCAAUUUAUUGCUUUUUACGCGGUGUAAAAAACCAAAGCGAUACAAAUCCAUUUCGAGAAGCCAUCGAGUACUCGAUUACGCUGGGCGGACACGCAAAUACAAUCACAAGUAUGACUGGUGCACUAUGUGGUGCCUAUUACGGAGACGCUGUCAUAUCCGAAAAUAUGCUGAAACAAUGCGAAGGAUUUAAUGAAGUCAAAGCGAUUAGUGAAGAUUUGUACAAAGUUUUGUAAAUUUGAAACAACCCAUGUAUAGUCAAUAUAGACUAGUCUUGUAGACUGAAAAUGUUUAUUAGAAAAAAAACCCAUUAAAAAUGACAAUAUAAAUAAAUUAAGGCGAA
Sitodiplosis mosellana (orange wheat blossom midge) is the source of this 1097-nucleotide messenger RNA. RefSeq names its product ADP-ribosylhydrolase ARH3-like. The transcript has 4 exons. Lineage: Eukaryota; Metazoa; Arthropoda; Insecta; Diptera; Cecidomyiidae. Gene Ontology annotation, cellular component: mitochondrion; nucleus. The record is from RefSeq and is a predicted model, not a curated record. The coding region runs from base 1 to 990 and encodes 329 amino acids.